ACGUUAAUCGGAAUGACGACAAGAAAUCAAUCGCAAAUCACCCGGUCGAUGCCUUAAGUCUUAAGUCUUGAGGCUUGACGUUGCUCAGUUGAUCGCCAUCACGUGACCCUCAUAUUCCAUCACGAAAGUUGAGAUUCCGACUCCUUCCCCCAGAAUAUAUCCACCAUCCCAUCCGAGCAAUCGAAUAGCGUUUGUCGCGCCAAUGUUGGGAUCCAUGUGGUCCAAGUCCUUAUUCUCAGCGCCCCUCCGCUCAAUAGCAGGCGAAUCUCUCCUCCGAUUCCAGCCAUGCCUCCGUCUCCUCCCCAUCUCCCAGGUCCGAAACGCCGCCCACGCCGCUGAAGGACGAGCCAAUGGAGCGAAGAAGGGAGCGGGAAAACGAUUGGGGUUGAAAAAAGGAGCUGAGGAACUCGUCGUGCCAGGCGUCAUUAUAUUUCGACAGCGAGGGUCAAAAUGGCAUCCGGGCGAGAACUGCGCUAUGGGCCGCGACCACACCAUCUACGCGACCGAGAAAGGAUACGUCAAGUACUACAGAGACCCCAAUCGGAAUCCGAAGAAGAAGUACAUCGGGGUGGUGUUCGAACGACAUUGGCGCCUGCCGGUCCCCGUUGGUGAACCACGCCGACGACGUCUGGGAAUGCUCGCCGUCCCUCGGGAGUCAGAAGGACAAGUGGGUUCGCUGAGCCCGUUGACACCCGCCGGUCUGGACGGAGAAGCCGCCGGACUACCCGGCGUGGCCGUCGCGGCAACAUCCCCGGAAGAAAGCAGCAUGGGAGAGGGCGAGCUCGCCAAGCGCCGCAGACGAAAAGACUACGUGGUCCGCGAAUCGAACUGGGAGAUCGGCCGCACGGCCGAGAAGGCCGGGGUGACGGCGACGAAGUUCGUGCGCAAGGAUCGGUUCCGCGCGUGGCGGCGGGCGGCGGCGCGACAUCGGCGCAUUUCGGAGACCAAGUCAGUGGGGAGGAAGGCGAAGAAGGGGAAACAGGGGAAGGUUAAGAAAUAGGGGGGAUAGGUGGGGUGGAAGUGAAGGCAGGCCGGGCGUGGAUGGGGUUGGAUGUCUAUGCUUUGGUGAUGUACAAUAUUUUACAAUGACUGUGAGGGAUACGCGGUCGCUAUGUACAAUACAGGAUUUGAAAGCAAAUCAUUCGCCGUU
Molecule: messenger RNA, 1150 nt
Organism: Eremomyces bilateralis CBS 781.70
Lineage: Eukaryota; Fungi; Ascomycota; Dothideomycetes; Eremomycetales; Eremomycetaceae
Exons: 2
Coding region: 215-1000 (261 amino acids)
Biological process (GO): translation
Cellular component (GO): mitochondrial large ribosomal subunit; ribosome
Molecular function (GO): structural constituent of ribosome
Source: RefSeq, a predicted model, not a curated record